Molecule: messenger RNA, 2746 nt
Organism: Zootermopsis nevadensis
Lineage: Eukaryota; Metazoa; Arthropoda; Insecta; Blattodea; Termopsidae
Product: facilitated trehalose transporter Tret1
Biological process (GO): transmembrane transport
Cellular component (GO): membrane
Molecular function (GO): transmembrane transporter activity
Source: RefSeq, a predicted model, not a curated record
UAUUGAAUAACUUAAUCAGUUUACCCACUCACUGUCUCAAGAUUCAAACUUGGUAUAUUCCAAUACAAGACGCAUUAUCACUGCUCAAUCUUAUUUGGUAUGACUGCUAAAGAAUCAUAAUUAUAUCUGAAAUAUACAAUAAUUUGAAGUCCUUUCUCUUCCAUGACAUAUUUUAAUGUACUGUUCUGUGGAAGGCAUGAUAUAAACCAUGACAAUUCUAAGUCGGGAUAGCAGGAAUCUGAGAUCUGACUUGAACUCAGAACCUCCUGAACACAAAGCCAGCUCUGUACAAAGUCCUAUGAGAUUAGAGAAAGGUGAAGUUGACAGAAAUCAUUAUCCACUGCAACCCGAUGCCAACAAAUUCGAAGCAUUACUAGGCGAGAUGUCUCUGAUUUUAUGACACAAUGAUAUGACUCAGCACUUAGGAAUGUUAGCGUAGAGCAGAACAAAUCACAUGGAUUACUCAAAUGAAGACAUUCAUUCACCUUGUUGGCUGGAGGUCAAUAAAUAACCCUCCCUCCAGACUGAGAGAUAAUUGCUGCCCACUUGAGCUCAUUAAAGACAUAGCAUCAUGCCUGUUCUUCCAGUGUGAGGCCAAGUUACACUAGUCUGCCAGUAGAAGCAGGAAAGCAGUCAUAAUGUUGAUAACAGUAGCAAUAACAAAGAUGAUUAUAACAACUGGAGGCAAGCUGUUAGAAUUCUUGCUUCAUUCAAUUUCUGACACGGACCCCAACCUUUACACCAACGAAGACCACAAACACAGGCAAAAAGUUUUUUGCUAUUCCCAUUUUGGUCAUGGGGUGAAUAAGAAACUGAAGGUUACACAUGCCUUGAUAGUGUAACCUGUACUGGCUGCGUGACUCGGAAACUCAGACAGUGAGGGGCGCUGCACGGGCCAGUGUCUGGAAGACCAUGUGUGAAGACAGUAGCAGCCAUGAAUUGGCAGCUGGGAGUUGUGGUGUUAUGUGGUGCCAGUAGCCUGGCAACCAGCCUGGGACAAGCGUACAGCAUGCAACAGCUAACUACUGUCUCUCACCAUCUGACGGACAGCCCAGCAUUACGGGCCUGGACAGAUGUGUUUCCAAUGGCUGGAGCAUUACUAGGAUGCCUUUUGUCAUGGCUGCCUCUACGUUACCUGGGACGCCGAGCUACUCUGCAGCUUGUGGUGGCGCCGCUGCUCAGUGCCGGGUGCUGCCUUACGUUUGUGUUCUGCCACAUAACCAGGGUGGCGUCUCCCGUCCUGUUGUUGGGGGUCUCUCUCCAGGGGGCUGCUCUGGGAGUUGGCUUCUCUGCUAUACCAGUCUACCUCCUGGAAACAAUGUGUUUUCCCUGCAACACAUAUUCGCACACAAGAUGUGCCCCAGCCCUUAUCAUUGCCACCCAGCUCUGUGCUGCCAUUGGGACCCUGCUGGCAAGCGUAUUUCCCAUCUCGCCCAACACUAAGUAUUUGCAUCUCAUCCCUGCCACAAUCAUGACAGUAUCUGCACUUGGUAUGUGCCUCACAAAUGAAUCUCCACGAUGGCUGCUGCUGUUUGGGCAGAGAGUUGAACAUGCAAAGGCAUCACUUAAACAACUCCAGUCACAACUACAACUGCAGGGUUACAGUGACCCAGACAUCAUCAUCUGCCAGGCAACGGAGUGGUUUCAAAAAGACGAAGAACAGUUUUGUGCCAGGAACGUGAACAUCGCAGUUGUGAGAACGUAUCUGCGUGCGCUGUCACUAGCAGCAUGUUUGCUGAGCUUGCCAAGCAUGAGUGGAGUGCAUGUAUAUGACUUUUAUUCAAAGUGGGCAUUCAAGUUUGCAGGUGUCUUUAUUACUGACAGAAAUAUUAGUCUGUCUGUGUUGAGAGAUUCUAUGCGUGUUGCUGCAGUAACCAUUGCACUGGGAGUGCUCUUUGUCGCAAACGGUGCUAGAUCUCAGUGCGUCUCUCUCAUAAUCUCAACAGGAACGAUAUCGAUAGCAUUAGGUGCCACUGGGAUGUUCCUCUUUAGCCUUGAGCAAGGCGAGAACUGGAAGUGGUCAGUGUUGUGGUUGCCGCUAGUGAUACACAUCGUAUUUCAGACAGUAUUUUGGUUUGGAGUCGGUUCCCAGACUUUCAUUACUGCCUACCAGUUCACUCCAACACCUCUCCGUCCUUCAAUCAUAAGUCUUGCAGGGGGACUGCAUUGGUUACUGGAAAUAACUGUCAAUAAAUUCCUAUUUUUCAUGAUAGACACAAUCCAUCCAUUUGGAACAUAUUGGUUUUACUGUGGAACAUCAGCCACUGGACUGGUACUCAUUGUAUUCAUGAUAGUUCCAGAGAUCAGCAUGAACAGAGCCACGAUAAACGUGGCACGCAGUCAGGUCAAAUGUGAAAUGGAAACAGGAAAGCAAGCAUGCUCCUCUCCUCAAUAUAAGUAGCUUAUUAAUAGGAGACAGUAAGUCUUCACAAAACAAAUGCAAUUUUAUGAAUAAAGCAGAUGACACCUCACCCAACAUCCUACGCAGCUGUCUUGAUACAUUUGUAAUAAUGUAUCAGCUAUAGAAGUUAUUAGCAUCAAAUGAAAUGAUAUGAUUAUGUUACUGUGAACUGGGAAAAAAAGUUACAGCCCAUUUCAAAGUAUUUCCACAAGAAACUAGCUGGAAGGAUUGAUAAAGACAAUGAGAAUUUCAUACAAAUAUACCUCUCAAUUAACUAUAACUCUGGUACAUUUCCACUGAUGUGAUUUAUAUGUAUAUUAUUAUGUACAAAUUUUACUUUACAAA